AUGCCCACACUCUUAUUGCUUAGGCUAUAUCCUGCCAGCAACCGUCUACUGGCUGACCCGGCUGUAGACGUUAGGUUGUGUCUAAGGCUGGAGGAUGGAUUGAAUAAGAUGGAGAAGGAGGAGGAGGCGGGAGAGGGGCAGAUUGAGUGGGAGAAGGUGAUCCAGCGCAGGGAAGAUGGCUCAGUCAACUUCUUUAGAGGAUGGGACUCUUACCGCGAGGGGUUUGGAAAAAUCACUGGAGAACACUGGCUCGGGUUGAAGCAAAUCCAUGCUCUCUCCAUCCAGGGCAACUAUGAGUUGAGGAUUGACCUGGAGGACUUUGACAACAGUACAGCCYAUGCCCAGUAUGGGAUGUUUGGAGUUGGCCUGUUCUCUGUGGACCCUGACGAUGACGGAUACCCACUGACCGUUGGAGAUUACUCUGGAAAUGCAGGCGAUGCUCUGCUAAAGCACAACGGAAUGAAGUUCACCACCAAAGACAAGGACAACGACCACUCGGAGAACAACUGUGCCUCCUUCUACCACGGUGCCUGGUGGUACCGUAACUGCCACACGUCCAACCUGAACGGACAGUACCUCCGCGGGCAGCACACCUCCUAUGCCGACGGCAUCGAGUGGUCCACCUGGACCGGCUGGCAGUACUCCCUCAAGUUCUCCGAGAUGAAGAUACGGCCCACUCGCGACGAGAGCAAAUGAGAAAAAUGAGGGAAUAAAAGAAGAAAAAGAGAGGAAAGGAAUUUGAAGGAAGAAGGUGCUCAUAAGAAUAAAUAUAAAACCCCACACUCAAAAAGACAGCUAUAGGCUGUAGUUCUUGUUCAGYUAUUGUUUGCUGACUGACUAAAAGGACACCUUUGAUUGAUAUWCUACUAUUGUCUACUUUUUUCUGUGGAACCCUCAUCCCUUUCCCCUGCCCCACCCCACUUGCUGUACCCUCUGCUAAUCCCUCGUCGCUCGCUGCGUACUAGUGUUGUGCUGAGGUUUUUUCGUGCCCCCCCCACCCCCAUUAUCCUUUAUCACUAUCAUUAGGAGAUUUGUUGCCAACGAUUUUUGAGUGUUUCCUUCCUGACAACGACCACACCGCAACACGAAAUGAAUCUGACUCACUCUUACUUCGCAGGAGUUUGGUGUCAUCUUAAUUGGGGWGAACAGGCUUGUGGUAAYRACUGGAACGGWKUCAGUGGAAUGGUCUCAAAAACCACGUGUUUGAUGCCAUUCCAUUUGCGCCAUUCCAGCCAUYAUUAUGAGCCGUUCUCCCCUCAUCAGCCUCCWCUGUCUUACUUACAUCUCUCUUUCUCGCUCCAUCUCCGUGCGUUAUUUAUAUCUGGUCAUCAAUCAAUUAUCUGUCUUUUCUAUCUGAGCCUUGACCUUGACCUCUCUCCUGUGAUAGUUGCGCCCUGUAGCCAGUAGUACUAUUCCCACAGUCCUUCACUGCGUUGUUUCCAGUCAGCGAAGUGUGGCGUUACCGUGUGACCUUUGAACAAGUGGCUGAGUCAGAACAGGAGAUGUGACAUUACAGUUAGAACACACACGCACGCGCGCACGCACGCACGCACACACAUACAUACAAAAACCUCUGUCCCCUGAAGCUACAGUAUUACCAUGACACAGCAAAACUCAGUCUGUCACCCAAAGGGACCUGGCUGUAUUGGCCUUCCWGUCAGGAGACAUGCUAAAAUGGCACAACCCACAGUAUCUCACCACCCACGGUACUGCUUAAGCAUCCCUUUAUUAAAGAUAUACUCUGUGGGAUAACAAGACAAUGGAAUGGGAAUGGUGUAGAGGGAACGGUUGAAAGGAGAGAGAGCUAGACGUAUCAAACAGAGGGGUGAGAAGGGAAUUACUAAAUGAAAAGGGGAAUAAGAUAGACAGUGUGUGAAAAAAGAAGGAGGAGAUCAAAURGAGGGCUGAGGGAGCAAUCGACAGAGAGAGAGGGGGCGAUGGAUGGAGAUCAAAUGGAGGGGCGAGGGAGAAGGGUAAAUGAGAGGGAGCAGAUAUCAUUAAUCUGACUGAGGCUAUUAGGGAGCAUAUUGGGCACUUUGUCUGAUCAGCCUGCCAGCUGAUCACCAGCCAAGUUACCGCUACGACAGAGCCCCAGACGUUAACUCCUCAGUGUGUGUGUGGACGUGUUUAACUAUUCUUGUGGGGACCAGAAGUCCCCACAAGAAUAGUAAACGGAACAUAUUUGACCAACUGGGGACAUUUGGUUAGUCUCUACGAGGUCAAGUGCUAUUUAUACGGGGUUUAGGGUUAAGGUUGGAAUUAGUGUUAGGGUUAGAAUUACGUUAAGGGUUAGGAGCUAGGGUUAGU
This is a messenger RNA of Salvelinus sp. IW2-2015, 2307 nucleotides long. The record is from RefSeq and is a predicted model, not a curated record. NCBI's taxonomy places the organism in Eukaryota, Metazoa, Chordata, Actinopteri, Salmoniformes, Salmonidae.